Oppiella nova is the source of this 696-nucleotide messenger RNA. The record is from the annotation of a GenBank genome assembly. NCBI's taxonomy places the organism in Eukaryota, Metazoa, Arthropoda, Arachnida, Sarcoptiformes, Oppiidae.
GUUUUAGGCGGUGCGGCGCCCACUCAACUACCGGCCACUGUCAACUGGACCGCACAGGGCUUAGUAACACCGGUUAAAUAUCAGGGACAAUGUGGCGACUGCUGGACAUUCUGCUCUACCGGUGCGAUUGAAGGUCAGCUGAUGAAAAACACGGGGCAAUUAGUCUCGCUGUCGGAGCAGAAUCUCAACGACUGUUCGCAAAAAUAUGGUAGUGAGGGCUGUAAUGGCGGCAAUCCUGAGGAGUCGUUUCAAUAUGUCAUCGAUAACAAUGGCAUCGAUACGGAGGCCUCCUAUCCCUUCCUGAUGGCCGAUGGCAAUCCCUGCAAUUAUAACCCUGCUAAUGUGGGCGCGCAGAUGACCGGUUUCGUGCAGAUACCAUCGGGCAAUGAGACGGCGCUCCAGUUGGCUGUGGCCGCCAUCGGGCCGAUCGCCUGCGGCUUCGACGCGAGCGGCGAUGUCUUUCAGUUCUAUAGCGAGGGCUACUAUAACAACCCUCAGUGUAGUAAUGUUAACCUGGACCACUGUAUGACCCUGGUCGGCUACGGCACUGAUGAGCAGGGUCGUGAUUAUUGGCUGCUUAAGAAUCAAUAUGGCACCGAUUGGGGUGUGCUCGGUUACAUGUUCCUGCCUCGCAACGCGAAUAACUAUUGCGGUAUUGUGACUGACUCGAGCUACCCGACCGGGGUCACCGCUUAG